Molecule: messenger RNA, 3648 nt
Organism: Closterium sp. Naga37s-1
Lineage: Eukaryota; Viridiplantae; Streptophyta; Zygnematophyceae; Desmidiales; Closteriaceae
Source: the annotation of a GenBank genome assembly
AUGGGGAUGUGGGCGAAUGGGGAGUGGGGGAUAGGGAUGUGGGCGAAUGGGGAUGUGGGGGAUGGGGAUGUGGGGGAUGGGGAUGUGGGGGAUGUGAAUGUGGGGGAUGGGGAUGUGGGGGAUGGGGGGAUGUGGGGGAUGGAUGGGGAUGGGGGUUGUGCGGGAUGUGGAGGAUGUGGGGGAUGUGGGGGAAAGGGGGAUGUGGAUGUGGGGGAUGUGGGGGAUGUGGGGGAUGUGGGGGAUGUGGGGGCGGUGGCACGUGAGACAGGAUUGAGGCAAGGAGGUAAAAAACUGGACAGGGGCUCAGCACAGAGGCGACUUCAUCUUGAAGGUGCGGCAAAGCGGACUGAACUGAGCAAGGACGAGCAGAGGUGGAGUGAGCGAGACAGAGGCAAAGGCAAGGCACCCAUGGUCGCGUGUAGAGAAGCAAACGGAUGGCGGCUCACCUUGCCUGAGGUGAGGUGGAGUAACAACGCCACUGAGGUGAGGUGGAGUAACAACGCCACUGAGGUGAGGUGGAGCAACAACGCCACUGAGGUGAGGUGGAGUAACAACGCCACUGAGGUGAGGUGGAGUAACAACGCCACUGAGGUGAGGUGGAGUAACAACGCCACUGAGGUGAGGUGGAGUAACAACGCCACUGAGGUGAGGUGGAGUAACAACGCCACUGAGGUGAGGUGGAGCAACAACGCCACUGAGGUGAGGUGGAGUAACAACGCCACUGAGGUGAGGUGGAGUAACAACGCCACUGAGGUGAGGUGGAGUAACAACGCCACUGAGGUGAGGUGGAGUAACAACGCCACUGAGGUGAGGUGGAGCAACAACGCCACUGAGGUGAGGUGGAGUAACAACGCCACUGAGGUGAGGUGGAGUAACAACGCCACUGAGGUGAGGUGGAGUAACAACGCCACUGAGGUGAGGUGGAGUAACAACGCCACUGAGGUGAGGUGGAGCAACAACGCCACUGAGGUGAGGUGGAGUAACAACGCCACUGAGGUGAGGUGGAGUAACAACGCCACUGAGGUGAGGUGGAGUAACAACGCCACUGAGGUGAGGUGGAGUAACAACGCCACUGAGGUGAGGUGGAGUAACAACGCCACUGAGGUGAGGUGGAGUAACAACGCCACUGAGGUGAGGUGGAGUAACAACGCCACUGAGGUGAGGUGGAGCAACAACGCCACUGAGGUGAGGUGGAGUAACAACGCCACUGAGGUGAGGUGGAGUAACAACGCCACUGAGGUGAGGUGGAGUAACAACGCCACUGAGGUGAGGUGGAGUAACAACGCCACUGAGGUGAGGUGGAGUAACAACGCCACUGAGGUGAGGUGGAGUAACAACGCCACUGAGGUGAGGUGGAGUAACAACGCCACUGAGGUGAGGUGGAGUAACAACGCCACUGAGGUGAGGUGGAGUAACAACGCCACUGAGGUGAGGUGGAGUAACAACGCCACUGAGGUGAGGUGGAGUAACAACGCCACUGAGGUGAGGUGGAGUAACAACGCCACUGAGGUGAGGUGGAGUAACAACGCCACUGAGGUGAGGUGGAGUAACAACGCCACUGAGGUGAGGUGGAGUAACAACGCCACUGAGGUGAGGUGGAGUAACAACGCCACUGAGGUGAGGUGGAGUAACAACGCCACUGAGGUGAGGUGGAGUAACAACGCCACUGAGGUGAGGUGGAGUAACAACGCCACUGAGGUGAGGUGGAGUAACAACGCCACUGAGGUGAGGUGGAGUAACAACGCCACUGAGGUGAGGUGGAGUAACAACGCCACUGAGGUGAGGUGGAGUAACAACGCCACUGAGGUGAGGUGGAGUAACAACGCCACUGAGGUGAGGUGGAGUAACAACGCCACUGAGGUGAGGUGGAGUAACAACGCCACUGAGGUGAGGUGGAGUAACAACGCCACUGAGGUGAGGUGGAGUAACAACGCCACUGAGGUGAGGUGGAGUAACAACGCCACUGAGGUGAGGUGGAGUAACAACGCCACUGAGGUGAGGUGGAGUAACAACGCCACUGAGGUGAGGUGGAGUAACAACGCCACUGAGGUGAGGUGGAGUAACAACGCCACUGAGGUGAGGUGGAGUAACAACGCCACUGAGGUGAGGUGGAGUAACAACGCCACUGAGGUGAGGUGGAGUAACAACGCCACUGAGGUGAGGUGGAGUAACAACGCCACUGAGGUGAGGUGGAGUAACAACGCCACUGAGGUGAGGUGGAGCAACAACGCCACUGAGGUGAGGUGGAGUAACAACGCCACUGAGGUGAGGUGGAGUAACAACGCCACUGAGGUGAGGUGGAGUAACAACGCCACUGAGGUGAGGUGGAGUAACAACGCCACUGAGGUGAGGUGGAGUAACAACGCCACUGAGGUGAGGUGGAGUAACAACGCCACUGAGGUGAGGUGGAGUAACAACGCCACUGAGGUGAGGUGGAGCAACAACGCCACUGAGGUGAGGUGGAGUAACAACGCCACUGAGGUGAGGUGGAGUAACAACGCCACUGAGGUGAGGUGGAGUAACAACGCCACUGAGGUGAGGUGGAGUAACAACGCCACUGAGGUGAGGUGGAGUAACAACGCCACUGAGGUGAGGUGGAGUAACAACGCCACUGAGGUGAGGUGGAGUAACAACGCCACUGAGGUGAGGUGGAGUAACAACGCCACUGAGGUGAGGUGGAGUAACAACGCCACUGAGGUGAGGUGGAGUAACAACGCCACUGAGGUGAGGUGGAGUAACAACGCCACUGAGGUGAGGUGGAGUAACAACGCCACUGAGGUGAGGUGGAGUAACAACGCCACUGAGGUGAGGUGGAGUAACAACGCCACUGAGGUGAGGUGGAGUAACAACGCCACUGAGGUGAGGUGGAGUAACAACGCCACUGAGGUGAGGUGGAGUAACAACGCCACUGAGGUGAGGUGGAGUAACAACGCCACUGAGGUGAGGUGGAGUAACAACGCCACUGAGGUGAGGUGGAGUAACAACGCCACUGAGGUGAGGUGGAGUAACAACGCCACUGAGGUGAGGUGGAGUAACAACGCCACUGAGGUGAGGUGGAGUAACAACGCCACUGAGGUGAGGUGGAGUAACAACGCCACUGAGGUGAGGUGGAGUAACAACGCCACUGAGGUGAGGUGGAGUAACAACGCCACUGAGGUGAGGUGGAGUAACAACGCCACUGAGGUGAGGUGGAGUAACAACGCCACUGAGGUGAGGUGGAGUAACAACGCCACUGAGGUGAGGUGGAGUAACAACGCCACUGAGGUGAGGUGGAGUAACAACGCCACUGAGGUGAGGUGGAGUAACAACGCCACUGAGGUGAGGUGGAGUAACAACGCCACUGAGGUGAGGUGGAGUAAUAACGCCACUGAGGUGAGGUGGAGUAACAACGCCACUGAGGUGAGGUGGAGUAACAACGCCACUGAGGUGAGGUGGAGUAACAACGCCACUGAGGUGAGGUGGAGUAACAACGCCACUGAGGUGAGGUGGAGUAACAACGCCACUGAGGUGAGGUGGAGUAACAACGCCACUGAGGUGAGGUGGAGUAACAACGCCACUGAGGUGAGGUGGAGUAACAACGCCACUGAGGUGAGGUGGAGUAACAACGCCACUGACACCAGCGUGCUGUUCGGCAAUCCCCACCACUGA